AUGUAUGUCACCAACGCGGACUUUGACCACCAGCGAAAAAUUGAUGAACUAGUCAAAGAAGGAUACCAAAUGGGUGAAGCAGCUCAAGCACUUAAUGCGAACCUCUGGGAUUUGGAGCAAACUAGGAGGUAUCUACAAACCUUCUCUCAGAAAUAAAAACUGGAUUGGCUCUUCAGGUCCUUAUAAAAGGACAAGAAGGGAUUACAGAGAAUACUUCGCUGAUUCAGAUGAGGAACGAUUCUUAUAUGACUUGGAGCCUCUAAAAGUUAUCGAAAGAAUGAGAGAAGGGAAUACCCCAGUGGGGCUUAAAAACAUUGGAAAUACCUGCUAUUUUAACUGCUUCAUGCAAAUUUUGUAUUUCCUCCCAGAAUUCGGCAGAAAAAUGAUAGAAAUUGACAUAAAGGAUAUAAAAUAAGCCAAUGAUUCAUCAGAAUAGCUCUAAGAAAGAGAAGAAGCUUGCUAAAAACUUCAAAUAUCAUAAGAAACUUCUGCAAGAAAUCCAAAAUUUAUUCAUCGAAAUGACGCUGAGCAAUCGAAAAUAUGCGAACCCAGAGAACUUACUUGAAAAUAUUAGAAACGAGGAAGGCAAGAUCCAGCUUGGCGAUGAAGAAGAUGUAGGCGAGAUAGGAGCUAACUUCAUGCAUGCAAUCCAAGAAGCCUACCAGAUUUAUGAACCCAUCCCAAACCAAGAUAGUAGUAGUGAUAGCGAGAAUGAUGGAGACACUGAUAUGGAAGAGUCUGAGGAAGAACCAGAUGAAGAAGAGAAAAAGGGCCCUAAUACAAGACUUGGAUUUAGAGAAGCCAAAAUUAAUGCUAAAGCAAAUGAGCAUAAGCCAAGAACUCUUGGGAGAGAACUUUUCAAAGACCCUAUGGACCAAAGCAGAGGGUUUAUACAAAACCUUUUCUUUGGUAAAAAGAUCGAAAUAACUGAGCAAGGUAGUAGAAGAGAUGAUACUAUUGAGGAUUCUGAUUUCUUCCAGCUAUUUCUUAGCCUUAACUCUGAAGGAAAUCUCUAUGACGCUUGGGAAAGAUCGUUCUACUACAAAUUCAUGGGAGAUGAUAAGAAAGAAUACAAUAAGCGUUCUUAUGUUCUAAGCUUACCGGGGAUUUUUACCUUCCAACUAAUGAGGGUGACUUAUGAUCUUGAACAUAACUGUCUCAAAAAGAUUCAUACAAAGAUGGAUUUCGAAGAAGAGAUAUUCGCUGAUAGAUUUCUAUACCAAAACUGUGACAAAUUUAAAUCCUUUAGAAAAGAACUUGACAAUAUGAGAGAUGAGAAAGCAAGGAUUCAGAGCAAUUUGUGACAAUACGAUUACGCAGCCAUUCCAAAGAAAAUAUUAGAUUCUCCAGAUGAUGAAGGAGAAGAAGAAAUUCCUGACGAAAUAGAAUCAGUUGAGAUCGUAGAGAUAGACUCUAAACCUCUGUAUCAAGUUGAGAUCGGCAUUCAGGAUAUAAUUGAACUUACUGAUAAAAUUGAAGGGACUUAUUCAAAACAUACCGAAUACCCAUACAUCCUACAUGCUGUGAUUAUCCAUGAAGGUGAAGCUAUGUCAGGGCAUUACUAUUCGUACGUUAAAGACCACCUUGCUGACACUUGGUACAAGUUCAACGAUCAUUUUGUUACUGAAGAAAAGGAUGGUAGAAAAGUUCAAACAAAGAGUAUCAACAAGAUUAUUAAAGAAGCUACUGGAGAAGAAUCUAAAAGAUCUGCUUAUUUCUUGGUCUAUAUUAAUAAGAAGCAUGUACUUCCAAAGAACACAAGAAUGAAAUCAACAAUGAAAUAUUACCAGAGAUUCAUUAAAGGAUACAAAGAUGAUAAGGUUUUGAAAGAAAAUGAUGAGUUUGAAGCUGAAUACACCAAAGAAAUAUCAAAGCUUGCAUAAAAUAUCCCUCCUCUGUAUUAAUCAUAAUUUAUGUUUCAACUUA
Moneuplotes crassus is the source of this 1926-nucleotide messenger RNA. The record is from the annotation of a GenBank genome assembly. NCBI's taxonomy places the organism in Eukaryota, Ciliophora, Spirotrichea, Euplotida, Euplotidae.